AUGGCUACCUCAACUCGUCAGUUUGGUCGUCGAGGUGCAAAUUAUGUUACGACAGCUACUGCUAAUAAUACUAAUAUAGGUGGUAUAGUGUCUACUUCAUCAACAGGUUCCAUAGGUGCACCACCUCGUCGCUAUGUUCUUGAUGUACCAACAAGUCGUACAAGUCGUACGGCAAGAACAACCUAUAGAAUGAAUGAUGACUAUGAUGAAACAAAUACAGGUAAUCGUUCAGCUGGUGGAUCAACAAGAUAUUCAACUGUUUUUACAACAAAUAUUAAUAAUGAAAAUGAUGAACGAUUAUCACGUUCAGGUUCUCGAGAAUAUUAUUAUCGAGAUGAAAGCAGUGACCCAUCAGCAACUACUGUAACACGUUAUUUAGAAGAUGCAUCUAUGAAACAUUUACUUGAAUCAGGUACAUCAUAUGCUAAUACAGUAGUUGAAGAUCAAGAAGUUCAAGCAUUAACAGCAAAAGCAACACCUGAUGUCAAAAAUUAUCCGAUCAAUGUUGAUUCUAAUCCUGAAUUAAUUGUUCGACCAAAUACACAACGAUUAACAUAUAAACAAGAUAUUGCUGUUCGAUAUUUAAGACCUAAUACACCACCACCUCCAGGACCUAUUGUUAUUCGUGAAAUUCGUGCACCACCACCACCACAUGCUCCACCUAUUAUUCUUCGUCAACGGCCUCCACCACCACGUACACCUUCACCGAUUAUUAUUCGUGAAAAACCACCUUCACGUCCAAAAUCAGUACCAACAACAGUUAUUAAAAAGGUUAUUCCACCACCACCACCUCCACCUCGUAAGUUAAUUAUUGAACGUCUACCUAAUCUUCCACCAAAACCACGUCCUGUCAUUAUUGAACGUUGGCUUCCAUAUCAUAAACAAAAACGUCAAGUUAUUCAUGAAAAAGCCAAACCAUUAGAACCAAUGACUCGUAUAAAAAAUACAAUUAUUGAAUGGCGUCCACCAGAAGUUGAAGUUGUUAAAUAUGUCAAAAAACUUGGAAUUCAAGAUGCUGAUCCACAACGAUAUUAUAGUCAACAUGGAGAUAAAUUAUAUACAACAGAAUUUGUUCAACAAAAAUUAACUGAAUUAGGUUUACAAGAAGAACUAACUUUAAUGCAACAACAACAAACAUCUGCUGUAAACGAAGAAGUUGCUCUAGAAAAAGCUGAUGAAUAUAAUGUUCGACAAAUUCUUAAUAGUUAUGAACCAUCAUCAUCUUCAAGACACACAUAUACGACAAAUACUGGUGGUAGUGGAGUGCGUCUUGUUCGUUCAUAUUCUCAUUCUGGUAUUACAGAUGACUAUGGUGAACAACAAAUAUUAUAUGAUCGUUCACCUAAUAAUUCAGCAACAGUUAUCUAUAAUGCAAAUAAUUAUAAUUUUGAUCAAAAUUCAUCAACUUCACCAGUUCUUACAGAAGAAAUGCUUUUACGAUCACAUGCAAGUAAUAAUGGUAAAUUUCCUACACAUCUUUUAACAAAACUUGGUUCACAAAUCUAUGAUAUGCCAUCUGAUCAAGUUGACUUGUCAAAUAAUGCUAGACAAACAACAGCAACAACAACACGUUAUUAUACAGUUAAUCAAGGAGAAACAGGUUAUGAAUCAACUGGUGAUACAGGAUCUGGUUAUACAGAAGAAAAAUACGUACAAAUAACAUCAUCUGAUUUAAAAAAUAUGUUACCUAAUUAUGAACUUUAUUCAAGUACAGGACAAAAAUUAGAAGGAGAACAACUUAAUUUUUAA
Rotaria sp. Silwood1 is the source of this 1749-nucleotide messenger RNA. Lineage: Eukaryota; Metazoa; Rotifera; Eurotatoria; Philodinida; Philodinidae. The record is from the annotation of a GenBank genome assembly.